AUUGAAUAUGUCUCACAAAUUUGUAAUUGUUGGUGCUGGUCUUUCUGGAUUGAGCAAUGCAUUUUUCAUUAAGCAUUUUUUCCCAAAAGCGUAAAUAACUUUAGUAGAGUAAUCUAAUCGUGUCGGUGGGAUGAUCAUUUCAAAUAAUAGAAAUGGAUUUAUUUGCGAGGAAGGUCCAAGAUCAAUAAGAAUGGGAAAGUAUAAUAGACCACUAUAUCAUAUUCUAAAUAAGAUUGGACUUUAUAAGGAAUGUAAAAUAAGUAAUAAAAUCAAUAGUUGUGCCCAGUAUUCAGUAGCCAUAUAGUUAUAUCUAUUGGAAUGGGAAAUUAAAUGCUGUUCCUCUGCAAAUGAAUUUAGAAACAAUAUCAUAAUUCAUAUAGGAUAAUGGAAGUGGAGAUGUCUUUAAACUAAUAAAAGCAUAUCCUAAGAUGCUGUUUAAGAAACCAGAUACAGACAAUUUGGGAGAUUACUUGGAGUAGGUAUUGGGAAGGGAUCUGACUGAAAAAUAUGCUGAGUCAGUAUUUUAUGGGAUCUAUGGGGAAUCCGUGUAUAAUUUAUCGAAGGCUCUGUGUUAUUAGAAGAGUCAUAUGAAUGGGUAUAAUGAAUAAGAAUUGAGCAAAGAUUUGAGUUUCGACAAGGACUUUGAAUAGGCGAGGGAUUAGAAAUUGAAAGGAGGUAACAAUGAUGAUUAUGGCAUAGCAAAUAGUUAUAGAUUCAGAGAUGGAGUAGAGUCUCUACCCAAGAGAUUGCAUGGUUAUUUAUAGGAGACAUAUCAAUCUGAGUAUAAGGUGAAGUUGAAUUCGAAAGCUAAGUGGAUUGAUCUGACAAGAAAGGAAUUGGUAGUUGAGAGUAGGGAGGAAUAGGAGGAGUAGAGAUUAAAUUAUGAUUAUUUGAUAUUGAAUGCUCCUACUCAUCAGUUAUCUUAGAUAAUGAUUAAUUCUAAUUUGAAUAAGGUUGGAGAGAUGUUCAGAGGAGUUAAGUGCAAUACAUUGGUGACUAGAAAUAUAUGUUGGGAUUAAAAGAUAUUACCGAAGGAAGUAUGAAAUAGAUAGUAAUAUUAAGUUCAAAGGUUUCGGAUAUUUAAUAAAUCCAAAGCAGUAGUAGGUGAUAUUGGGGAUGGUGGCAGAUUCACUUUCCUUUCCUUCUUAGUAUCCUGAGAAUGCUACUAAUUUAUCUGUUAUGUCAAUAUAUGAUGUGAAUGAUCACGUGAUUUUGAGUGAGUUGAGUAAACAUUUGGGAGUGAAGAUUCCUGAUCCAAAAGAGAUAGUCACUAAAGGUUGGUCAAAAGCAUUUACUCAAUUUUCCCCUGGACAUUAGGAGGAAAUGAAGAAGAUUGAGUCAGAAUUGAAUGCAAAAAGUAUAAUAAUAGGAGCCAACAAUUACACAUUAGCCAUUCCAGAAUUGGUGUACUUGUCCUAUAGUAAGGUGAAACAAUUAUAUUUGUGAAUAAUAAUUUUCAGUUAGU
Messenger RNA from Paramecium octaurelia, 1465 nucleotides. Lineage: Eukaryota; Ciliophora; Oligohymenophorea; Peniculida; Parameciidae. The record is from the annotation of a GenBank genome assembly.